Cyclopterus lumpus (lumpfish) is the source of this 3329-nucleotide messenger RNA. It is a transcript of the gene gabpb2a, whose product is annotated as GA binding protein transcription factor subunit beta 2a. NCBI's taxonomy places the organism in Eukaryota, Metazoa, Chordata, Actinopteri, Perciformes, Cyclopteridae. Gene Ontology annotation, cellular component: nucleus. The transcript has 8 exons. Gene Ontology annotation, molecular function: protein binding; transcription cis-regulatory region binding. Gene Ontology annotation, biological process: positive regulation of transcription by RNA polymerase II. The record is from RefSeq and is a predicted model, not a curated record. The coding region runs from base 666 to 1925 and encodes 419 amino acids.
CUCAAACGGAAUAAAAACAAACAAGUAUCUCCGUCUUCAGGUGUAAAAAGUGUGAGAUUAUAUUAAUUAUAAGGAGUUGCACGAGGCGAGUCUCAUGCGGCGGUUUGACGGCGCGCGCUCGCAGAAGCUAGUUAACCGGAUGUGGAAGUAGUUUUUUCUCUCGAGUGUAAAAGAGGACUUUUCUGUCUGACUUCCUCCGGAAAACACACGACUUAAUAUCGCACGGUUUCCUGUUUGUCGUCGCGCUUAUUGUUUCUGUUUCUGGGGGACGUGUUUUUACCGGUUGUGUCGGUAAAUACCGGGAGAGGAGACGCGGCACGUGGUGGACUCUCUUUCUGCCCGUGGAGGCGCGUAAGAUGGCUCCUCGGCCGCGGGGAGGAAAGCUCGUCCCGCUCCGCUGAGUCUCAUGUUAAGACACGGGUUCCAUUACCGGACUAGCUUAGCUAGCUUCGGCUACUUCCCCAUUAAAGGAAACCAUUGUUCCCAGUUUAACACAUCGACAAGCCCAUGGAGGCCAUCCAGUACUGUAAAAUUCUGUGGUACAAGUACUAAUACCAUACUGUAAAAUACUGUGGUACAAGUACUAAUACCACACUAAUAUACUGUGGUACAAGUACUAAUACCACACUGUAAAAUACUCUAUUUAAAGUACCACACUAAGUUGAAUGUCGCUGGUGGACCUCGGGAAGCGUCUGCUGGAGGCGGCACGGAAAGGCCAAGACGAUGAGGUCAGGAACCUGAUGGCCAACGGAGCGCCGUUCACCACCGACUGGCUGGGGACGUCCCCGCUCCACCUGGCCGCCCAGCACGGCCAUUACUCCACCGCCGACGUGCUGCUGCGAGCCGGCGUCAGCAGAGACGCCCGCACCAAAGUGGACCGGACGCCGCUGCACAUGGCGGCCGCCGAGGGCCACACGGUCAUCGUGGAGCUGCUGGUCCGGAGCGGCGCCGACAUCAACGCCAAAGACAUGCUGAAGAUGACGGCGCUGCACUGGGCGGCGCAGCACGCUCACCACGCCGUCGCCGAGACGCUCAUCAAGCACGGCGCCGACGUGCACGCGCUCAGCAAGUUUGACAAGACGCCGUUCGACAUCGCCGUCGACGUGCAGAACACCGAGCUGAUGCUGAUGCUGCAGGAGGGCAUGCAGAACCAGGUGAACAUGAACCAGGUGAGCAUGAACGUGGAGACCAGCACCGCCACCAACCAGCCGCAGUUCAUCAUCCAGGGGAUCCCCGGCAUCCAGGGGGGCGUGGUCAACCUGGCUGAGCUCCUCAACAAAGCCAACGCAGGCGACUCGGAGGAGGCCAUGGCCGCCAGCGCCUUGGACUCCAGCAUCCAGCACGCCACCGUGGUCAACGAGGGGGGUCAGAGGGUCAUCACCAUAGUGACGGACCAGCAUGGGAACCUGCAGACCACGGGGGGCAUGGCCCCGCCCUUCUUCGUCACCAUGCAGCACGGGCAGCAGAUGCUGGCGGUGCCGGCCAACACUGUGACGGAGGAGGUGGUGACGGAGGAGCCUCAGGCUCCGCCCACCAGGAAGAGGAAGCUGGAGGCCAUCAACAACCACAGCGACGUUGGAGAGACGGAGCUGCUGCAGAGACAGCUGCAUGAGGCGAACAGGAAGGCCCAGGAGUACCGGCAGCAGCUGCUGCGUAAGGAGCAGGAGGCGGAGGAGUACCGCGUGAGGCUGGAGGCCAUGUCUCAGACUCAGGCCAACGCCGCCGCCAUCAGCGCCGCCGCCAACGCCGCGAGCCCCGAGGAGGUCGUGGGGGGGGAGGAGGACGAGGAGGAGGCGGCGGCCGGCAUGGUGGAGGAGGAGGGGGAGAUGGUGGUGCUGCAGGAGGGGGGCAUCAUCAUGGAGGGGGAGGAGGGUCAGGUGACCCUGGUGGAGACGGGAGGGGAGACGACGGAGGUCAGCUCCUAACAGGCGGGAGGAGUUCAAGUGGGCACCAUUUUGAAUCCCCAACAGACACCAGGAGGAAAGAAGUGGCUCACCAGGACCAUCGAAAACAGACUCAACCGGAGUUUGAUCGAACACUAUUUUGAAUCCCCAAAAGAUUUGAUGAUAACACUUCAGAAAGGGAACCAAAAUGGCUUCUCCAAAAGGACAACACGGUAGGAAGAGGGACUGAAAUCAGACUACACCAACGUGAUGGAGGAGUUAAGUCGUGCGCCAUUUUGGGUUCCCACUCUAUCUGAAUGCCUUAAACGGGAUGCAAAAUGGCUGCUGCAGAAGGGAAUGAAGCUGAAUGAUGAAGAUGGAGACCGACCGAGGAGGAAAAGAAUCAACUAAAUGAAAAUAACAACAUUGUUCUUUGAAGUCUUGGCUUUAACGCACCAUCUUGCUUCCCCAGGCGACCCUGAGUGAACUAAACCUGAUACUUAUACAGCAGGAACUAAAAUGUAGUUUAACUCUUUCCUCCAGUUGUUCUUUUCUGGGGGAACACAGAUGGUUGAACCAUUUAUAUCUCUUUUUAUAUCCGUUGUUCAUUUUGUGUCCGCGGGUUGUCCGUCUGAUGCCCUCACAACGCUGACGUCUUGAUACUUUGGGGCCACGUUAAAACUUUGAAUCCCUGCUACUCAAACCUCGUAGCUUGCACCAUUUUGCUUCCCCAAAAGAGUACAGACAAAGCGAACGUCUCUUCCAGGAUUCUCUGGACACUAAAAGAAGUGCUUUCCUACUUUUCCGUGUCAUGUUUUCGUUGUUUAGAACUGGUUUUGUUUUCGGAUCUGAUGUCAUCAUGUUAAAGAACAAACAAAAGGGGACGGGGACGCCAAACGGAGCUUCUCAACCAGACGAUUGAUGUUUGAACAUAGAAAAACUGGCCUGAACCAGAUCCAUCGAGCUGACACUUGUGAUUGUUUUCAUUAGUUGAGUCUUGGUUUCCAAUGUUCCUUAAAGAACCUGCGGCUCGAUGGUUUUGAGCGUUUCUGAUAAAAAUAUCAACAUUAAUUGGUAAUCAAUGAGUUAGUGAUGGUUUAAUGCAGUCUGGGGACGUCCUUUUAAAGUUGAUUCUGCCCAUUUUUAUCCAUUUAAUUACACAUUUACAUUCCUGUUGGGACUCCGCUUCCUUCCAGCUUCAGCUUCUGCCUGAGAGGAAGCAACCGGGUUAUUGAUCACUUCCUGUCAGCUGAUCCACCCGCCUCCUUUCCGAUCAUUUGAGUUGAGUACCAUAGUUAUUUUUAUAAGCUCAGCAAAGCCAACCUUUUUCUAUGUACAUAUAAAGUUGUAUUUUUGUAACUGUACCUGAAUGCUUCACCGUGAUGAUGAUGAUGAUGAUGAUGGCUACAUUGGUAAUCUGAAAUAUAAACACUUGCUUUUUUUGAA